Messenger RNA from Schistocerca cancellata (South American locust), 1310 nucleotides. RefSeq lists its product as uncharacterized. The coding region runs from base 119 to 586 and encodes 155 amino acids. NCBI's taxonomy places the organism in Eukaryota, Metazoa, Arthropoda, Insecta, Orthoptera, Acrididae. The transcript has 3 exons. The record is from RefSeq and is a predicted model, not a curated record.
GUCCCCUUGCCGUGUGUCUCAGUGUUUCCGCAGCUUCGAAGCGAAGAAGGCUGUAUGCAUUUGUGGUGCCAGGCAGAUCUUCAAUCUUCUUUGAAGGAUAACUGCGGACGUUCUCGGGAUGGCGACUGCGACGGUGACGCUGUACUCGCACGCGCCGCGCUCUAUGGGGAAAUUCAUGGCGCACUUGGUGGGUCUGUCGGACAACAUGUGGCCGUCGUACUCGCGUCUCAAGCACUGGAGCCUGCUGCUGCACUUCGACGGCGACCCCGAAGACGAGGUCUGGCUGUGCACGCUACGGCGCAGUAGCCUGGGCGGCAGCCAGAAAUUCUCCACGGGAGGGGAAGAGAUUGCAUAUUACUGCAAAAAAGUAAGCAAGCAAGAACAUCGAAUUGGAAAAUAUGCAGAGACAUUUUAUUCUCUCGGUACAGUAAAUAUAACCGUUGAAGAACUGAAAGAAAUGUGUAAAAAUAAUAAGUGUAAUGGACGAAAAUACAAUGUUUUCAAAAGGAAUUGUCAAGACUGGACAAGAGACUUGUGUAAGAGACUCGACAUUUGGGAUAGAAAAGGAAAACAAAUUCGGACUUGAAACAAAACAGUUAUGCAGGUGCAAACACAACAUGUGUGCAGCUUCUUGAUAGUUAAAUGAAAAGUCUCAAACUUUUCAGAUGACUUUGUCAGACAUGAGCUUCGAGAGGUCACAAUGCUGGCAGUGUGAAAUGUUUGUCAAGUAUGGUGAAACUUUUCACAGUACUCAUGUUUAUGAAACACGGUUGCAAGUUAGAGUGUCAGUACAUAAUCUGAAUCGUUCUACUUUCAUGAUGUAUGGACUACUUUGUUUGUAACAACUAGUUGAAACUGUGACAUGUAAAUAGAAAUGUUCGUUUGUAAUUUCUUUGUUUACAUUUAAGUAUAGGAAGAAUAAGAUGAGGAGAGUAUUAAAAGACUGUAGUUAUCUCUCAGAAAGUGCUCAAAUAUUACUUAGUCAAUGCCACAUUGGUAAUAAUGUACAUAAAUGUUUCUGUUGAGAGAUAACAUAUAUCUGUGUUAGGCAUGUGUGGCGUUUCCAUGUACUUAAAAGCUUGUGUGUCUGUUUAGAGAUUUCUUUAUGGAAAGGCACAGCAAAUACUUUUUUUAUAAUGAUGUGAUCUCUAGUUAUAAGCCAAAGGAUACCAUCAUCUUGAAGCAACAUUUCAAUGAUUUUCCUGCUUAUGAUCUUCAUAAGAUGAUGAUGGGCAGGGAACUUUCCAAAAUAUUGCUUGAAGGUAAUGUUGCUACUUGUUUUGAUAACCUGAAAAUUAUUUGUUAUUAUU